UAAAUAUCCUUUGCAUCCCGUGUGUCGUGGUCAUCGGCGGCUCUUUGAAUUGUUAAAAGGACAUACAUUCCUUAAUUUCGAAAGGAAGUAAAUCCCUCGUUACGCACAACUCUUUAACGAAACAGUCAAAAUGGGUGGCACUCGUGCUCAGAAGGAGGCUUGGUUCACUAAGCUCAACGAGCUCUUCGAGGCCUACACCUCCAUCUUCAUCGUCAAUGUCGACAAUGUCGGUUCCCAGCAGAUGCACCAGAUCCGUGCUUCUCUGCGCGGCAAGGCCGUCGUCUUGAUGGGCAAGAACACGAUGGUCAGGCGCGCUAUCCGCCAGAUCAUUUCUGAGAAGCCCGAGUUCGAGAAGCUUAUGCCUCACGUCAAGGGCAACAUCGGCUUUGUCUUCACCUCAGGUGACCUCAAGGAGGUUCGCACUGCCAUCCUUUCCAACCGUGUCGCUGCCCCUGCCAGGGCUGGCGCCUACGCUCCGGACGAUGUUACUGUCAAGGCCGGCAACACCGGUAUGGAGCCGGGCAAGACUUCCUUCUUCCAAGCUCUCGGUGUCCCCACCAAGAUUGCUCGCGGUACGAUCGAAAUCGUCUCGGAUGUUAAGGUCGUCACUGCUGGCACUCGUGUCGGAUCUUCCGAAGCCAUGUUGCUCAACAUGCUCAACAUCUCGCCGUUCACUUACGGUAUGACUGUCGUCCAGAUCUACGACAACGGCAACACCUUUGAGAGCAGCGUCCUGGACGUUGAGGAGGAGGACUUGAUUAAGCAGUUCACUUCUGGUAUCAAGCAGAUCGCAGCUAUCUCGCUCGCGCUCAACUUCCCCACCAUUGCCAGCGUUGCGCACUCGCUCGUCAACUCGUACAAGAACCUCCUUGCUGUCUCGCUUGCCACCGACUACGAAUUCGAGGGCUCUAAGAAGGCAAAGGAGUACCUGGCCAACCCCGAUGCAUUCGCCGCCGCCCCGGCCGCUGCUGCUGCCACUGAGGCCGCCCCGGCUGCUGCCGCUGCCGAGGAGGAGAAGAAGGAGGACGCCGAGGAGUCGGACGAUGACAUGGGCUUCGGUCUCUUUGACUAAAUGGUUCACCCAUCGCCCCGCGUGUGACCAGCUUGCAUGUACCCUGUUGGCAAUUGAGCCAGCAAGGCAUGUAUUUACUCUGCUCGCGCACAAAAAGAAUAAUACAGAGACAUCUGCUCUGCCAUACA
This is a messenger RNA of Tilletiaria anomala UBC 951, 1200 nucleotides long. RefSeq names its product 60S acidic ribosomal protein P0. Gene Ontology annotation, biological process: cytoplasmic translation; ribosomal large subunit assembly; ribosome biogenesis. NCBI's taxonomy places the organism in Eukaryota, Fungi, Basidiomycota, Exobasidiomycetes, Georgefischeriales, Tilletiariaceae. Gene Ontology annotation, molecular function: structural constituent of ribosome; large ribosomal subunit rRNA binding. Gene Ontology annotation, cellular component: cytosolic large ribosomal subunit. The transcript is spliced from 2 exons. The coding region runs from base 131 to 1072 and encodes 313 amino acids. The record is from RefSeq and is a predicted model, not a curated record.